GCACUUGAGAGUAGAGAGUAAAGGGAAGAGAAGCAAGACGUUAUGAUUUGUCUUUUUUCCUUCUUCUGUUGUUUACUUUGAGCAGCAGAAUUAUGCAGAAAGAGAGACAGAACGAGAAAGAGCAAAUCUUCGGAAUGGCAGCAGCGAAUUCGCAAAAGAUACAAUACUAAUAGGAGAAACCCUAAUACAGAGGAGGAGGAGGGAAGUGUGGAGAUGGGGAGGACGAAGAGUAGGAAGAAGGGGAGGAAGAAAGGGAGGGGAUCGGUGACGAAGUGUGAUUACAGCGACAAGCAGAUAAUUUCCCAGUACCAGAAUGAUGUUCGCUUCAGAUGCCAAUUUUGCCAUGAGCAGUUUUCCUCUUCGGGCGAACAAGCUCUCCAUGUUUUCCGGUCUCACCACCCGGUACUAACACCAACGCAAGUUUAUGAAGGUAAAAAAUCAAACGGUUUCUCAUGUGAGCAGCAACCUCCUACAUGUUAUCCAACACUUCCAGAGAUAACCCUCAAGCAAGCUGCUCAAAAGACGUGGAAAUCUGAAGUCACAUCCCCCAGCUUUUUGGAUGGCUUUCCUCGCCGUGGGCGGUCUCAAAGAGGUGCUAGCUGUGAGAAUAGAGUUGGCAAGCGAAAACAGAGGCUAGAUACUCAUGUGUUUGAGUGCUACUUAGAGAACUUAUGGAAGAGCUUUUCAGAAGAUAAGAAGACCUCCUUCACAUAUCUUGAUUGCUUAUGGUUUCCAUUGUACAAGGAAGGAUCCACCAAAACAAAGGUGUUGACAUGGAUCAAGAAGAAAGACAUUUUCUCAAGAAAAUAUGUCUUUGUUCCCAUUGUUUGUUGGCACCAUUGGAGCCUUCUGAUCUUAUGCCAUUUGGGAGAAAAUUUGGAAUCAAAGUCCAGAACACCGUGUAUGCUGCUUCUUGAUUCCCUUGGAAUGACAAAUCCAAAUCGGCUUGAACCUGAUAUACGAAAGUUUUUACUGGACAUUCAUAGAGCAGAGGAAAGACCAGAGAGAGAGGAUUUAAUUUCGAACAUACCUCUUUUGGUGCCUAGGGUGCCGCAGCAGAGAAAUGGUGAUGAUUGUGGAAUUUUUGUUCUUUAUUUUAUAAAUUUAUUUAUAAAGGAGGCUCCUGAAAAUUUUAGCAUUUUUGAGGGUUACCCCUACUUUAUGAAGGAUAAUUGGUUUAAUGCUGAACACUUCGAAAAUUUCUGCAAGGAUGUCCGAUCGUCUUGCUGGUGAAGAAAAAGAAACGGACUUGAGUGGAACCUGUCAUUCAAUUCAUUCUUUAAGAGAGGUAUACCAUUGUUGUUAGGUUCAUCAUGCCCUAACCUUCUUUUCUGCUGCAAAAUUAUCCCUGUUGUUUACUUCAUGUCAAACGUUACUCUGAUCCCUGUGAAGAAAAAGAAUGGGGAAAAGAAUAAGUGACACAGGAAGGAAAAAAACCUCAACUACAAGGAAAAAGCGAAUGAAGAGAAAUAAUGGGUAAGAAAAGGGGUUUCUGUCUAACUACUAGAGCCUGAACCAAAAGCUGUUACAUAUUUUGGGAUAUGGUAGAACGACUGUGGGAACCAGGCAAAAAUAUCAAAGAGACAAAGGUCCUCCUAUAUAUGUGGAGCCUUCAUUAUUUCACUUAUGAAGACUUUCUAUGGCAAGCUUAUUGCCUCUUGCACCAACGCAGCUAUUGAGUUCUCUUAAAACUGAGUGGCACUCGCAGAUCAUAUGAUCGUCUCCACUGAAAGGAAGGGCAGUGGUGAGCCUUUUAAGAAAUUGUUAAAGAGUGAAAUGGUAUGGUGUUUUUAGCAUGUAUUGGAUGGGUUGGUCAUUAUAAUUUGUUUGAUAGUAUUGUUUCUAUUGUAUUGUCUCUGGCAUAUUGCCUUACCAUUUAUUAUAGGGCUCCUCUUGAUUUGUUCAA
Molecule: messenger RNA, 1906 nt
Organism: Macadamia integrifolia
Lineage: Eukaryota; Viridiplantae; Streptophyta; Magnoliopsida; Proteales; Proteaceae
Product: probable ubiquitin-like-specific protease 2A
Exons: 8
Coding region: 214-1233 (339 amino acids)
Biological process (GO): proteolysis
Molecular function (GO): cysteine-type peptidase activity
Source: RefSeq, a predicted model, not a curated record